Ilyonectria robusta is the source of this 2908-nucleotide messenger RNA. RefSeq lists its product as uncharacterized. The record is from RefSeq and is a predicted model, not a curated record. Bases 339 to 2627 code for a protein of 762 amino acids. Gene Ontology annotation, molecular function: protein binding. The transcript is spliced from 2 exons. NCBI's taxonomy places the organism in Eukaryota, Fungi, Ascomycota, Sordariomycetes, Hypocreales, Nectriaceae.
CGGACAGUGCGCAACUGCAGCUGAGCCCCUCCGCCCCUCCGCCACCUCCGCCAUCUUCGCUUCGUCUUUCGUCUUAUUGCCUGUUUCUCGGCCUCUGUGCAUCUUGGCUCUUGGUAGUAGCCUCCACCAUCGUGCUCCGUGAUACCCGCGAACCUAGAAUCCACCACAUCAGCGGCCGAGACCACUGGCAUCACCCUUCUGGCCUUCCUGAAAGUAGCGGUCUCCGUGGCAUCUCUUCUGUCGACAUCGGCGAUUCACUGGAGCAUCCUUGCAACCCCUCGGUAUCGCCCAAACGAGCUAAAGACAAGCCCCACGCACUGAGAUAGAAUGCGCUCCAGAUGACUGCAGUACUCCCAUCCUAUCGCGAGGCGACUGCGCGUCAAGAUUGGCUUCAUCUCGUGGCGUCCUUUGUAGCGCUUCCAGACUACCCAGCGCUUUGCCUGGUAGAUAGGCGCUUCUGGCAUGUCUUUGCGCCACGCCUUUGGUUUAACGUCUUGCUGGCCGUCCGGCAAGCCGGCCUACAAUCAGGGGAUGACUUAGCUUGGUGGUUUAACUUUGUCUUUGUUCGACUUGAACGCACCCAGCCCAAGACUCGAGCCUUAGUUCGCGUUCUCGACGCCAGGGAGUUUGCAAAGGACUCAUAUCAUUUUGCUUCAGACCAACAAGAGCGGUCGCUAAACCAGAGUUUCAAGCGGGCGCUUACCCUCCUACCAAAUCUGACUUGCAUUCUCCUUGAUGGCCACGCUGAUUUAGACCCGGGAAACUUCCUUGUUGGCAAUGAUCCGGGGACACGGGAUCAACGGCUUCUCAUGCUGAGUAUUGCCGGUUAUCCAUCUCCCUUGCCAUCAACCUUUUUUAACUUUCCGAAAUUAACCGGAGUGGUUUAUCUUGACAUCUCUGGCAUACCUGGAUCCAUUUGGUCGAUGAUCCAACCAUCUAUUCUGCCGGACUUACGCAUUCUCAAGAUUCGCAAUCGUGAGGUCGACGAUGUGGCGUUCAACGCUCUGGCCCUUUGUUUCGGAGUUCGGCUCUGGAGCUUGGACAUCAGUGAAAACCGCAUAACGGACGCCAUCAUUGCACCGCUGACCACAAAAUGCUUCCGCGCAAGCAACCUUCGGUCCGAAGCUUACUUUCGAGUCGAGGGAAAGCUUGGAACGGCCCGAGGGGGAACCCCUGACUACGGAACAUUCAUCUUUGUAGAGGAGUCGGAGUGGAGCGGUUCAUUUUCCCACCCAGAACGCUAUCUCGCCGAUGCCCCAAUGUACAUGGCAGACCCAGAAUCGGGACCACAGGAGUACCAAUUUUUCCGGUCCGAUGGGCAGGGUCGAAUUAACCCAGACUCCGCUGAUGACGUGCACCGAGCAUUUUCCGAUCAGGAUCGCCAUUUGUCCGUGGAGAACUAUCGUGACUGUCUGGGUCUGACCCACUUGAAUUUGUCCAACAACAAGAUCUCGGCCUUUGGGAUUGAGAAGCUGCUCAGAAAUUCCAACGGCCACUUGGAGGAACUAGCCAGCAAUUUUAUGCCACUGGUAGUUCCCCCAAAGACUCAAUCGCGGAUAUGGCCUAAAUCAGCCAUGUUGUAUGGGAUACUGAACGCAGCUCAUGCCCUACGUCCUCUCUUCUCGUCUAAUCUCCGUACCCUGAGGCUGCACCACUCUGUUGUCACUCAGAUCCCCGCGCUGGAAAUGGAAGGCUUGUCGAAAUUGAGUCGGUUGUAUAUCGCCGAGACCUCAAUUCUAUCCCGCUCAGAGCAAGCAUACGCCCAGUCCUUUGUUCCAGACAUGAAUCCACGAUUGACUUCGUUAACCCUCACGAGCAUCCCACGACGCUCAUCUGGCCCACUGAUCGCCAAGCUGGUCCAUUUUCUCAAACUGCUAUCGAUUCAAGAGCGGUUGAUUCACGAUGCGAGCACGAUAUCAUCAUCAUGGCGUGGGUCUGGUACAUUAAAAGGUCUCAGACAUCUUCGGCUUGAGUUUGAGUCAGAUGCUAAGGAAGAGAGCACCGACAUGUCCGAACAUAUCGAUGCGGAAGAAUUAAUGAACACUGGGGAUCAAGGAUUUAGUUUCUUUAAUGACGAACGUGCGACACGCCGACCAACAUUGACUUCGCAGUUGUCUGGUCUGGGAGGUGUUACAAAUUCAAGUGGGGCUACCCAUAAGAGCUGCGACGAUGAGUCGGACCGAGUAGACGGCGAUUUCUUGACUCACAAUGGAGAGUGGAAUGGGGAGGCCUUCUCAGUGCCGGUAUGGAUCGGGCCCAAGGUGCCGAGCGGCAACUCCGUCAUCAAUGAAUAUCGGAGGUUGGUACUGAAGCACAAUCUCCGAGACGGAGUUGGUCCGGCGACAACAAGUCAAGUGAUUGCGGGUGCACCUGACAAAUCAUACAUCUUCCACACGGCGUGGUGUAUGGCGAUAAUGCCCGACAAGCUUGAAGCACCCCCGUGGGAUAAACUUAUGGCCAUGAAGGACGUUUUAGAGGAGCUGAAACAAUUUCGGUUGAGGGGAAGAGUCAAACACAUGGAUCUCAAGAAACAGACCACUGGAGGAACAAAAGUCCCUCCAGGUGAACCUCACUUUUUCUGGAUGGGUAAGUUGGAAGUUUCAAAAGAAGAGCCGAUGCAUCGAUAAAAGCCAUCAAAGAAUUGGAGAUGAACUAAAUGAUAUGGUUUGUCGGUUAACGCUGGUAUGUAAAUACAUGGAUAUAUCGUGUGUAUAUACUAAACGAUACCCAGAGGCCCAUAACAACGGCUGCUAUGCUCUGGUAUUCAACCCAGGCAGAGUAGUGGUCGCGAAGACCACGUUGUUGCCUGUGAAGGGCUUGGUGCCAGCACCGACAGUCUGGAUCCUCUGGCCCCCGCUGACACCUUGGUUGCUGCUGAGGUAAUCGACAAAGUCUAUGAGGUCACCAC